AAGGAGGGGAAAGAAGAGAAGACAAAAGAUUCAUAAAACUAAAGCAGCUGUGGACGACAGCAAAAGUUCUCGUAAAGCUCACCCUCUUACAAGUUGAAGGAAUGGGCGGCCUUCCAGUGGUCCUGCUCCUCUGCAGUUUCCACGCGCUCACAGCUGUAGCCCAAGCCCAGCCGACUGAGAGCCCCGGGGCACCUGGAGGCACCUUGCCACCCAACUGUAGGGAGGAGAUGUAUCCUUGCACCAGGAUGUACUCAGUUCACCGGCCCAUCAAGAGAUGUAUUGGUGCGCUGUGUAUCUACAGCCUUCCUCGUGUCUAUGUGAUCAACAACGAGAUCUGCAUGAGGACAGUGUGCCAACAGGAUGAGUAUCUGAAAGCCGAGCUGUGCCGAGAGAUGUCCGGGUGGCCCAGGCGCAUUGAGAGGUCAACUAAUAGGAAACGCUGCCGCAAUCGCCGUAGCAACCCCAAAACCUGGGCAAACAAGGCCUGAUGGGGCCCAGGAUGACGAUGGAGCCUCUCUUAGAGACACAAACCAGGGACGUCGUCAUAAAAACAGCCCAUAACACCAUAAAUCCACCGCUCAACACCUGGGGGUCUCCUUCUUUCUCUUUCACACAUACGCACAAGUGUGCUGAGUCAUAUCUAUGUUUAUGUAUUAGCCUUUUGUGUGUGAAUAUUGAAGCUAAAUUCAUCUGUGUGUUUUUGGACACAGAUAAUGUCUUUUGUGGUUUACGAUCCAUUUAAGGUACUGUAGUAAUGGGCCUAUAGCAGCACUGAGUCAUUUCGUUGUACAAAGAAAGACCCACUGUUGUGGAUUGUAAGGUAUUCGUUGACAAUCCAGUAUUAUGUGCACUAUUGUAUCCAAAAAAAAAUAUAUAACUACAUUUGUUCAUGA
Molecule: messenger RNA, 893 nt
Organism: Epinephelus fuscoguttatus (brown-marbled grouper)
Lineage: Eukaryota; Metazoa; Chordata; Actinopteri; Perciformes; Serranidae
Gene: mfap5
Product: microfibril associated protein 5
Exons: 7
Coding region: 102-488 (128 amino acids)
Biological process (GO): embryonic eye morphogenesis
Cellular component (GO): microfibril
Source: RefSeq, a predicted model, not a curated record